Molecule: messenger RNA, 627 nt
Organism: Solanum tuberosum (potato)
Lineage: Eukaryota; Viridiplantae; Streptophyta; Magnoliopsida; Solanales; Solanaceae
Product: peptidyl-prolyl cis-trans isomerase CYP19-4-like
Exons: 5
Coding region: 1-627 (208 amino acids)
Biological process (GO): protein peptidyl-prolyl isomerization; protein folding
Cellular component (GO): cytoplasm; intracellular membrane-bounded organelle
Molecular function (GO): peptidyl-prolyl cis-trans isomerase activity; cyclosporin A binding
Source: RefSeq, a predicted model, not a curated record
AUGGCAAGCAAUCAUAUGUGUGGCCACAAAGACAAGUUUGUGGAGAUAAAGAAGACGGUGAAAGCACUUAAAUCAAUGGGAGACAAGAACAUGGUUGAUGGGAUUCCGUCAAUCAACCAUCCAAAUCAGUUGUGUGAAGCUUGUCUUCUUGGAAAAUAUGCAAGGAGGAGUUUUCCAAAGGAGACUACAUCAAGAACAAGUAAGCCACUUCAACUUGGCCGGGAAAAAGGAACAGGGAAAGCCGGGAAGCCUCUCCAUUACAAAGGUAGCAGUUUCCACAGGAUCAUACCAAGCUUCAUGAUCCAGGGAGGUGACUUCACCAGUGGUGAUAGGCGAGACGGAGAGUCAAUAAAUGGAAGUGUUUUUGGCCAUAAUGUUUUUUUAUCCACUGAAAGACUUGUUUUGGGAAAAGGUAUUUUGUUAAUGGCGAAUGCUGGACCAGACACCAAUGGAUCUCAAUCCUUUAUCACAACUGUGACCACUAGUUGGUUGGACAAGCAUCAUGUUGUUUUCGGCAAGGUUCUGUCUGGGAUGGAUGUUGUCCACAAAAUUGAAGCUGAAGGCAGACAAGGUGAAACCCCGAAAAGCAAAGUUAGAAUAUCAAAUAGUAGUGAACUACCUCAGUGA